AACGUCAUGAACCGUGGCGAUGAUACUCCCCUGCACCUGGCCGCCAGCCACGGCCACCGGGACAUCGUCCAGAAGCUCAUCCAGUUCAAAGGGGACAUCAAUGCCGUGAACGAGCACGGGAACACCCCACUUCACUACGCCUGCUUUUGGGGCCAGGAGCAGGUGGCCGAGGACCUGGUGAGCAGCGGGGCGCUUGUCAGCAUCUGCAACAAAUACGGGGAGACCCCUCUGGACAAGGCCAAGGCGCCCCUGCGGGACUUGCUGAAAGAAAGCACAGAGAAGCUGGGCCAAAGCCUGACCCGCAUUCCAUACAAAGACACCUUCUGGAAGGGCACCACACGGACACGACCCCGCAACGGGACUUUAAAUAAACUGGCCGGGAUCGACUUCAGGCAGCUGAGCCUGGGCCACAAACUCAACGAGAACCAAUCAGGAGAGGUGCUGAAGGGGAGGAGGGGCUCCUGGCGGAGGCAGAAGUCUGAACUCCACUUAUGUGCCCCUUUUGCUCUGCUUGGCAGGAUCUUCUCGCACCCCAACGUGCUGCCGGUGCUCGGGGCCUGCCAGGCUCCACCCGCGCCUCACCCCAUCGUCCUCACCCACUGGAUGCCCUACGGCUCCCUCUACAACGUGCUCCACGAAGGCACAGAUUUUGUGGUGGACCAGAGCCAGGCGGUGAAGUUUGCCUUGGACAUUGCCCGGGGCAUGGCCUUCCUGCACACGCUGGAGCCGCUCAUCGCUCGGCACUACCUGAACAGCCGCAGCAUCAUGAUCGAUGAGGACAUGACUGCACGAAUCAGCAUGGCGGACGUCAAGUUCUCCUUCCAGUGCCCAGGCAGGAUGUAUGCCCCUGCGUGGGUAGCGCCAGAGGCUCUGCAGAAGAAGGCCGAGGAGAUCAACCGCCGCUCUGCAGACAUGUGGAGCUUUGCGGUGCUGCUCUGGGAGCUGGUGACACGGGAGGUGCCCUUUGCCGAUCUCUCCAACAUGGAGAUUGGCAUGAAGGUUGCCCUCGAGGGCCUGCGGCCGACCAUCCCACCGGGCAUCUCCCCCCACAUCUGCAAGCUGAUGAAGAUCUGCAUGAACGAGGACCCCGCCAAGCGCCCCAAGUUCGACAUGAUUGUCCCCAUCCUGGAGAAGAUGCAGGAGAAGUGAGGGGGGGAAGGAGGAGGGUCCGCCCCCCUGCCCUGCCCGACAACAAGUGCCUUUGGGAGGGGGUGCCGCCCGGGCGCGUCCCCUUGCCCCGAGACAAUACGGUACAGCCAGAGCCACCACCUUGCCCCCCCCCCGCCCCACAGGGGCCAGGCGGGGCCAUAUGCCUGCUGUAUGUUGCCGCCUUCUUCAGUCACGCGUAACCAGCCCCUCGCCGCUUCAACAUGCUCCUCCUCCUCCAUACGUUAAGGCGCAAGAAGCUCCCACUCCGCUGUCUGCAGCCACCUGCCUUUCCGACAUGACUCUGUUUUUACCUUUUCUACGCAGCCCCAAGGCAAUGUAAUAAACGGUUAUUAUUA
Molecule: messenger RNA, 1505 nt
Organism: Gekko japonicus
Lineage: Eukaryota; Metazoa; Chordata; Lepidosauria; Squamata; Gekkonidae
Gene: ILK
Product: integrin linked kinase
Exons: 10
Biological process (GO): substrate adhesion-dependent cell spreading; cell-matrix adhesion; protein phosphorylation
Cellular component (GO): stress fiber; focal adhesion
Molecular function (GO): protein binding; ATP binding; protein kinase activity
Source: RefSeq, a predicted model, not a curated record